AUGGGUCCGAGAUACCAACUAUCCGAUUCCGAAUCAGAGGCCGAGAUAGGUACACCUGCUGUACCAGCUGAUAAUGUGCUGGAACAAGGUCUGCGCGACGAAGUCGCGGCCAUUUUCAAUGCAGGAAACAUGGAGGAAUUAACUGUGAAGCGUGUGCGCGUAGCAGUCGAAAAGAAAUUGGGACUCGAGGAAGGAUUCUUUAAAGGCACAGGCAAUUGGAAAGCCCAGAGUGACAAAAUUAUUAAGCAAGAAGCGGAAAUGCACGACAACAUGUCAGAGGCAGCAGACGCGAAUACCAAAAAGACCUCGCCUUCUCUCUCCCCGCAGCCAAAUAAGGUCGCGCCCAAGCGACCCAAAGGUGGCAGCACGCCGAAGCCACGAAAGCGCCAGAAGACACAAACCCCGGUAUCAGAUGAACAGGAGAAUGCACCUUCCGGACCCUCGGGCGAAGAGAGCGAAGAUGAAGUUGCGCAGCCCCAGACACGGAAACCCCCUGUACAGAAAGCCUCCAAAUCAAGAUCAGCCAAGAUCAAUCAACCCGAGCUCUCCGAUAGGGACAAUGCGGCCGAUGGUUCCAGACCGACCACAGAAGCCAACGGAGAUAACUCGGAGAGCGAAAUGUCUGUCGUUCUUGACGAAGAGCCCAAUACCAAGCUACCACGAAAGCGCAAGAGUGGCGAUGGGCCGGCUAAGAAAGAGAAGAAGCCGACACCCAAGAACAAAGAUGAAGACGUUGAUCCUGACCAAGCGGAGAUCAAACGGUUACAGGGAUGGCUGGUCAAGUGUGGCAUUCGCAAGAUGUGGUGGCGGGAGCUGCAGCCAUAUGAGACCUCCAAGGCGAAGAUCAAGCAUCUUAAGCAAAUGCUUGAGGAUGCAGGGAUGACAGGCCGGUAUUCCAUCGAGAAGGCUCGGCAGAUCCGGGAUGAGCGUGAGCUCAAAGCAGACUUGGAGCAGAUCCAGCAAGGUGCGAAGCAAUGGGGAACUGGGAGCGGCGAUGAAGGUAGUGACGCUGCUCCACGACGUCGGGCUGCUCGUGGGCGACAAGCGCUGGCGUUUUUGGAAAGUGAUGGCGAGGAGACCGAUUGA
Penicillium macrosclerotiorum is the source of this 1086-nucleotide messenger RNA. Its product is annotated as putative transcriptional regulator. NCBI's taxonomy places the organism in Eukaryota, Fungi, Ascomycota, Eurotiomycetes, Eurotiales, Aspergillaceae. The record is from RefSeq and is a predicted model, not a curated record. The transcript is spliced from 2 exons. The coding region runs from base 1 to 1086 and encodes 361 amino acids. Gene Ontology annotation, cellular component: nucleus.